GACGUUGGCUGGGUGGCGCCGGAGUGGGUCUACCAGGUGACGCUGAUGUCACCUUACAUUGCCUCAGCAACAUCGAUCGCGUGUCAGGUGGUCCUCAAUCUGACCUGCAGCACCAAGUUUCAGCGAGUUGAGGAGCAGCAUUGGGCCUAUGCCUGCAUCAUCGGCGUGUGCCUCGCCUUGUUCGUCUUGGAGGUUAUCCGAGGCGCUGUGACGACGGUGGUCGAGCUGCGCAAGUUCGAGAUUCGCCGGCGGCUGGUGGGCGGCGAUUUCCUCCAGAGCCGCAUUCGGAAGAACGACGUGGGCCUGAAGAUGCGGAAAGCCCCGGCGAAGAAGCCGGCGCUUCCUCUGGCGCCGCCCAGGAACCCACCAAAGAACGCUCCGCCGCCGCCACCGUCGGCAAAGCCUCCUGUGGCACGACCGGCGUUCCUUCCGAAGGAAUCGCCACCGGGGUCGGCCGGAGCCAAAGGAGCUUCCGGCAUCCCAACUUUCAGAACGGUCGGGGGCAAAGCCUUGCCGCUCGGCGGGCCGCCCCCGCCACCGCCGCUGCCGCCGGGCGUCAUGUCCAAGGGGCCCUCUGUGGCCCCCUCCGUGAGUGGCGCGUCGCCGGCGCCAUCCUCCAGAGGUAUCCCAUCUUCACGUGGGCCACCCCCGCCCCCCGGCGCCAUCCCGCGUGUCGGGGACCGGGGACCUGUCUGA
Messenger RNA from Symbiodinium necroappetens, 696 nucleotides. Lineage: Eukaryota; Dinophyceae; Suessiales; Symbiodiniaceae. The record is from the annotation of a GenBank genome assembly.